GACUGCACUUCUGUGGAGUUGGCAAACUGAACUAUAUAAAGCUGAACAACAUAUCAUUACUAAACUAAAAAAAAACUUUAAAGAUGACUCAACAGCUCAAACUAAGUGAUUUUGACAUUUCAGAGACAACUGGCUUUGUUGCAACUAAACCACCUCUCAGAAAACUGCCAGGAGAGUAUUUUUCAUCUUGGGAAGACACUUGCACCAAGAUUCCAGCGCUCAUCGAGAACAAGCAACUCCGAGCAAAGAUCGAUGCAUUACCAGAGAGACAAUUCAACAAAGAAACUCUAGAGUCUGAGGAGGAAUGGCAAAGAGCUUACGUCUUAUUAACAUUCUUAAGUCAAUCCUACAUCUGGGCAGAGGGUGAAACUGGAGUCAUUGACACCCUUCCAAAGAAACUGGCCGUACCUUGGUAUGCUGUGUCUGAGCAUAUUACGUUGAAACCAGUGGCUACGUAUGCAUCUGUUGUACUCUACAACUACAGUCUGCGAGAUCCUAAAGGAGGAAUGACUGCUGACAAUUUGGUGGCUGUUUCCACCUUCACAGGAACGAAAGAUGAAUCAUGGUUCUACAUGGUUCACGUGCUUGUUGAGCUUGCUGCUGUUCCUGGGCUGAAGGCUAUAGAAGAUGCUUUCGAGGCAAUGAAAAUGCAGCAUAAUGGCGAACUGAAAAAUGAACUUGAAAAGGUGGAAAAAUCAAUUUGCAGCAUGCGAAAAACAUUGACAGAGAUGUACAAACACUGUAGAGCUAAGGUGUUCUAUAAUGAUAUUCGUCCUUUUCUUGCUGGUACAAAGGGUUUUAAAGAAGCAUUGCCCGAUGGAAUCAUUUAUGAAGGGGUGGACAGCAAACCUCGUAGCUACAACGGAGGAUCUGCCGCUCAAACAACCAGCAUUCCCUCGUUCGAUGCAUUGCUAGGAGCCAAGCACCCUGGACCUGAGGAGGAUCCAACAUUCAUGAGGAAGAUGCGUGAGUAUCAACCAAAGAAACACCGAGACUUUCUCGUUGCUAUUGACACCCAACCAUCCUUGAGAGAGCACAUUAUACAAUCUCGAAAUGUUGAGCUUAUACAACAGUACAACCGUAUUGUGGAUGCUCUCUAUGAGUUUCGACAUGGUCAUAUCAACCUCAUUAAUACCUACAUCAUUAGACCAAGCGAGAAACGUAGUUUCGAGGCUCCAGGGGCUAACGGAACAGAAGGUACUCCAGUGGACCCUCCGAAUGAGGCUGUUGGUACACCAAUGAAGGCUUUGGCUUUCACUGGAACCGGAGGUACUCCAGUAGAGACUUUUCUGAAGCAAGUUAAAGACAGCACAGUCUCAAUGAAGAUACCACUACCAAAAUAACUUAUUAGCCUGUUUGUUGUUAAUUUCCGUGUGUAUUUUGCUGCUAAUUUUUAUUGCAAUAAUUUUUGUAGUUUCAAGUGGCUGAAAAAUAAUUGUCGGGUAGAUUG
Messenger RNA from Halichondria panicea, 1450 nucleotides. RefSeq names its product indoleamine 2,3-dioxygenase 2-like. Gene Ontology annotation, biological process: 'de novo' NAD+ biosynthetic process from L-tryptophan. The record is from RefSeq and is a predicted model, not a curated record. Gene Ontology annotation, cellular component: cytoplasm. Bases 84 to 1343 code for a protein of 419 amino acids. Gene Ontology annotation, molecular function: indoleamine 2,3-dioxygenase activity; metal ion binding; heme binding. Lineage: Eukaryota; Metazoa; Porifera; Demospongiae; Suberitida; Halichondriidae. The transcript has a single exon.